Molecule: messenger RNA, 1083 nt
Organism: Fusarium proliferatum ET1
Lineage: Eukaryota; Fungi; Ascomycota; Sordariomycetes; Hypocreales; Nectriaceae
Exons: 2
Coding region: 1-1083 (360 amino acids)
Source: RefSeq, a predicted model, not a curated record
AUGGAUCCAAAUACCCCACGCAGUCUGAAAAGAGCCAGCGAGGGCCCGUACAGGUUGAGAAAAAGGAUCAAGGCAAUCCAAUACGCAGACAACCCCGCAAGUAAGGAACUCAACAAGAAGCGCGUGCCUGGCGUAAGGCAACAAAGGCGGCAGAUAAUUUGGGAACAUGACGAGACCUGCCAGCUUUUAGCUCACCUCCAAUGGAGCUUCAACAACGGCGUUGAUUUCUGGACUACCGCAUUUCCCAAGUUCCAAGACACUGUCCAACAAGCCUUCACCAAUGACCAGGCGAAGAAGCAGCUGCAGCAUAUAUCGAGCCAGCAUGGCCAGAUGGAAGGCGAUGAUGAUUAUGCCAACUUGCUUGAAUCCGGCCUCGAUUCGUUGAACCUACCAGAGGACAUCUCCAGGAACGUUGACCAGUUCUUAAACCGUAUACCCGACAUCAGCGCCGGCCAGUCUGCAGACGACACGCGUGCGAAAUGCUGCCUCAAGAGGCUCUUAGUGACUUUCUUGGUCUCUCCAAAGAAAUUGAAAUAUAUAUUGCCGAACGAAGAAGGGGCCAAAACCACGGGCCUGGUUGUUCAAGGCUCCUCCGUAGACCCCGAUCAACUAACAGCAGAGCAACAGCCAUCCCAAGCUUUAUCGGCCCUUGGCUCGACAAACCAACUUGUCGGAAACUCAUCCGCAAAGAGGGGUGAACCAUCCGUCGAGAGAGGCUUCGUCGAUUCUCUAACACCUGAUAGAAGAGAAAUGGUGGAAAUAGAAACCCGGCUGAUUGCGUCGUUGAUCGAAAAUGAGCGGCUCAAGAGAGAGGUGGCGCAACAUUACCAACCCAACGCCCGCGUGCUGCUCACACUCCAGCAAUAUAUGGAAAAUUCGCACCUAAGGGUCCGACGCAGUAGAACCUUCAACGCCAACAGUCCAGGUAUGAGCUCGAAGGAAAUCUCAAGAACGUACACAUGCCUGUAUAGGCAGAUGCAAGAUACCUGUGCCCAUGUAUGCCGAUAUAACCCGGAAGCACCGGACGAACAAGCCUCGCGUAGCGAUCUCGUCGAGUCCUGGGCUCUUGAUACCUUUAAGUGA